This is a messenger RNA of Penaeus monodon (black tiger shrimp), 717 nucleotides long. RefSeq lists its product as uncharacterized. NCBI's taxonomy places the organism in Eukaryota, Metazoa, Arthropoda, Malacostraca, Decapoda, Penaeidae. The record is from RefSeq and is a predicted model, not a curated record. The transcript is spliced from 5 exons. Bases 46 to 717 code for a protein of 223 amino acids.
UCUUGCUAAGAGUUACCUGAAGGGUCCCUCGAAAUCGUGGACGCCAUGCUCGCGUACCCGGGACUCUGGUGGGGCCUCCUGCUGGAAAACCGGGUCCUGACCUCCAGCCUCCUUCAGGAUAGCCUCUGCUACGGCUCCGUCAUGCUGGCUACCUACCAGGAGUCUUCAACCACGGAUUUCUCGCUGGCUAGUCUACACACGCGCGUGGUAAGACAACCUCCCUGGUACUAUGGAGAAGAGCAACGGACCUUCAUCCACCCUCUGUACAACCGGACGUGGAUUCGCCUCCCGAAGAAUUUCCACGAAGACCACCUGGACACCCGGAAUCAGGUGAAGGUGGUGUACGUCGCUUACAAUGAGCUGCAUUGCACUGUCAACAGCGUGCCGUGUAACCCGCGAAUUGCAAAGCACAAACGUGACUUUCCAGCUCGAGAUCAAGUCAACAGUGCCGUUAUUGGUGCCAAAGUGGGCGGGGUUUCGACCUGGCAUGCCGCACUAGACGAAUACGUUGAAAUCCGCCUCCAACACAUCUACACGGGCGACAUCUACCUCCUGGGACGUCCGACGUGCGUGUGGUGGGACAUCCGAUCUCACGGUGGGCGAAGGACGGCUGCCGGCUGGUGGAGACCGAUGAUUUGUCUCUGUCUGUCACUGCAGUCACCUGACGAACCUCGCCGUUCUAUGGAUAUCACGGACUCGUGGAUGAUACUGAUGUAA